Messenger RNA from Parnassius mnemosyne (clouded apollo), 285 nucleotides. Lineage: Eukaryota; Metazoa; Arthropoda; Insecta; Lepidoptera; Papilionidae. The record is from the annotation of a GenBank genome assembly.
AUGAAGUCGAACAAUUUAAUUAUUCACGCGCUCACUUACCUUGUUCUUACCAACGUUGUUAAUUCAAGAUUUGUGGCUUUGGAGGAUAUUACAAAGCAGUGGCUACAAACAGAAUCGACUGAUAGAUUAAAUGAAGCAAUUGAAGCCUUAUUUCAAAAACCCAUAAGAGUGAAACGCAGUGCAAUCGUGUAUAAUAAAUGCCCUAUUGGAUUUAAAAGAAUGCCACCGCCUUUGCUAUGUGUUAGUUGCGAACAGUACGAAACAAUAACAGGGGAUCCAUGUUGA